Diceros bicornis minor is the source of this 1987-nucleotide messenger RNA. Its product is annotated as FRAS1-related extracellular matrix protein 2-like. NCBI's taxonomy places the organism in Eukaryota, Metazoa, Chordata, Mammalia, Perissodactyla, Rhinocerotidae. The record is from RefSeq and is a predicted model, not a curated record. Gene Ontology annotation, biological process: cell communication. Gene Ontology annotation, cellular component: membrane. The transcript is spliced from 8 exons. Bases 1 to 1482 code for a protein of 493 amino acids.
AUGGACUUUGAAGAACGCCCAAAUAGUGAGAUCGCCAUCAUCACAUUCCUCCCUGGUGAGACGGAAAAGCCUUGUAUCCUUGAGCUGCUGGAGGAUGUACUGUAUGAGGAGGUAGAGGAGCUCCGCCUGGUUCUCGGCACUCCACAAAGCAACUCUCCCUUUGGGGCUACAGUUGGUGAACAAAAUGAAACUCUGAUAAGGAUCCGAGAUGAUGCUGAUAAGACAAUUAUUAAAUUUGGAGAAACCAAAUUUAGCGUCAGUGAACCCAGAGAACCAGGACAGUCGGUGGUUAGAAAAAUUCCCGUGAUUCGCCAAGGAGACACCUCAAAGGUUUCCAUCGUGAGAGUCCACACCAAGGAUGGCUCAGCCACUUCUGGAGAAGACUAUCACCCUGUGUCGGAAGAAAUUGAAUUUAAGGAGGGAGAAACCCAGCACGUUGUUGAAACUGAAGUAAUGUUUGAUGGGAUAAGAGAGAUGAGAGAGUCCUUCACUGUUCACCUAAAACCCGAUGAAAAUAUGAUAGCAGAGACACAGAUGACCAAAGCCAUUGUGUAUAUAGAAGAAAUGAACAGCAUGGCAGAUGUCACUUCUCCUUCUGUCCCUCAAAUUGUGUCCUUACUGAUGUAUGAUGACACUUCCAGAGCUAAAGAGAGUGCUGGACCUGUGUCUGGCUAUCCUGUCGUCUGUAUCACAGCUUGCAACCCUAAAUAUUCAGACUAUGACAAAACAGGCUCUAUUUGUGCAAGUGAGAACAUCAAUGACACAUCGACGCGGUACCGAUGGCUGAUUAGUGCACCCGCUGGCCCUGAUGGUGUGACCAGCCCCAUGAGAGAAGUGGACUUUGACACCUUUUUUACGUCAUCCAAGAUGAUCACUUUAGACUCCAUAUACUUUCAGCCUGGCUCCAGGGUGCAGUGUGUGGCUCGUGCCGUGAAUGCCAAUGGCAAUGAGGGCCUGGAGCUGAUGAGUCCUAUUGUAACCAUUGGCAAAGAAGAAGGUCUUUGUCAGCCCCGGGUGCCAGGGAUAGUGGGAGCAGAGCCAUUCUCAGCUAAAUUGCGCUACACGGGCCCCGAGGACCCAGACUACGCAAACCUUAUCAAGCUCACUGUCACGAUGCCACACAUAGACGGCAUGCUCCCUGUGAUCUCCACCAAAGAGCUUUCCAACUUUGAGCUCACCCUCAGGCCCGAUGGCACGAGGGUUGGAAACCACAAGUGCUCCAACCUCCUGGAUUAUACUGAAGUGAAGACCCACCACGGUUUCUUGACUGAUGCUACAAAAAAUCCAGAAAUAGUUGGAGAGAUGUAUCCUUACCAGUACAGCUCAUCUAUCAGAGGUUCCAAUACCUUACGCUUCUACCGAAACCUGAACUUAGAGGCCUGCUUAUGGGAGUUUGUUAGCUGCUAUGACAUGUCGGAACUUCUUACUGACUGUGGAGGCACCAUUGGAACAGAUGGGCAGGUAUGGAUUUUUAACAUCUGAACUUUGGUCACUGGAUAAACUAGUUGGUUUUGUUCAGUUACAUAGAUGUGGACUAAAUCUCAACUCCAGUCUUCCAUCUUGGUGAUAUAGGUCAUUAGGUACAAGAGGGACUAGAAAAUUGGCAUGACUGGUGUGAAAAAUCCAUGUCUAUUUCUGGAACAAUGUGUCAAAAGCAUAUGUAUUUUUUAGCAAUGCUCCAAAUCUAUUCUGAUAUUAUAAAAAUCGAAACACCAAUUACUCUUGAAAGUAUACAUUAUCAUUUCUUAUGUAUAUAGAUGCCUGUGAUAUCUCAUAAACCAUCUAAAAUGAGGAUUUACAAUCCUCAGGGUCAGUCUAGUUUUUCUCCCUCCUUACUAUCUUUCUUCUUCCUCUACCUUCUAUUUUUCUCCUUCUAUCCUCAUUUCUCCUCUCUUUUCUUUCUAGUUUUCUCCCCUUUUCCUCCCUCUCUUUCAUUUCUUCAUCACUAACAUGGUCUAAAGUGUUUUCCUUAAAAGCUUAUUGUUAU